AUGAAUACUACUAAUGUAGAAGACAACGACGUAAAUGAGACUGGAACGACUAGUGAAGGUCCCUCGUCCGGCAGGUGUCCUGUGGAUCAGCAGCACAUGCCCAGUCGUCAUGCUACUGCUGAAGCUAUAAGAUUGAAAUGGACGAAAGAAAUCAAUGUUGUAAUAAUGGAGUGCUUUUAUUUAAGUAAGCCGUUUAGCGAAAAUGGAAAACCUCAACGAGGAUACCGACAGCGAAUGCAUAGGAUCUGGAAUGAGAGAGGAGUGUUUCCCGCAAAAGAACAAAGAAUUUGGACAAUUUGUGAUCAAGCUAGAGCAAUAAGGAAGAACGGUUGGUUAACAGACAUUGAACUGGAGAGUAUAAAACAAAGAGUAUUAAGAGUCCGUCUCUGUAAUUUCCGACCACUCGAUACUGGUUCAAAAAUAAACCCAGCCUUAAUUAAACUUUGUGUGUGGAUUAAGAAACCCUUGCUUAUCAUCAAUACAAAAGGG
Messenger RNA from Paramuricea clavata, 489 nucleotides. The record is from the annotation of a GenBank genome assembly. NCBI's taxonomy places the organism in Eukaryota, Metazoa, Cnidaria, Anthozoa, Malacalcyonacea, Plexauridae.